This is a messenger RNA of Spirodela intermedia, 4562 nucleotides long. Lineage: Eukaryota; Viridiplantae; Streptophyta; Magnoliopsida; Alismatales; Araceae. The record is from the annotation of a GenBank genome assembly.
AUGGGAACAAGGCAAAGCUCCAGCUCUCUUCUUCUCCUGUCGCUACUCUUUGUCUAUUCCACUGCCGCUUCCUCCUUCUUUGAUACCCGCAAGGUCGUCGGUUUCACCGUCUUCAUCUCUCUGUUGGCUGUUUCCUAGUUGACUAUCGAUAACCUAUUUUAGUGGUUUUACGGUCAUGCAGGUGUACAUCGUGUACUUGGGGCAGCACAAAGGAACGAGGACGCCAGAGGAGAUCCAUGGAGACCACCAUUCCUACCUGCUCUCCGUGAAGAGCAGGUAACACUCGGCCUCGAAAGAAUGCCUAAUAAGCUGGCGAUAUUAUUCUACUCUUUUUCUCUCGAUAUGGGUUAUGGGAUGCCUUCCAUUUUGAUCCUCCAGCGAGAUGGAGGCGCACGAAUCUCUGCUCUACAGCUAUAAGAAUAGCAUCAACGGCUUUGCGGCGUUACUAUCCGCAGAAGAAGCCUCCAAGCUAUCGGGUAUGAAAGCGCAUGAUGAUGGCUUAUCUCCUGCUGAAAUUAUCGUUCCCUCUGAUGCUUCAUCCAUAUUCCUGCCCUUCUCUAAAAUCUCUUCGGUUUCUUCGCCGCAGAGAUGGAAACGGUCGUGGCCGCCUUCCCUAGUGAGACGAGAAGAUGGUCCAUGCACACGACCAGGUCAUGGGAAUUCAUUGGGCACGAGGAACGGAUGAUGGGGGAGGAGAAGGAAAAGAUGCCCUCGCGAGCAAAUUUUGGGAAGGGAACCAUCGUUGGGCUUCUUGACUCCGGUCUGCUGGCUGGCCCUCCUCUCCCAUUUAUCACCAUGUUUUUUCUUCCCAUUUGCAUUGCUAGAACGGCAUUUCGGGGAUAAAUAUGACGAAGAAUCGGUCAAACCUAGAACCGUUAUUAGAUUUUCACGUCCAUGGCAGGAAUUUGGCCAGAAUCAGAGAGCUUCCGGGAUGGGGGGCUAGGCCCCAUUCCCAGGCGCUGGAGAGGAACCUGUCAGGAGGGGGACUCCUUCAAUUCUUCCCACUGCAACAGGUAAGUGGCUAUAUCCUCCACAUCCCAUUAAAUCCACAUGCGUCUGUCCAGUUUCCCAUCCCAAUCUUGAUCAACCGUUAUAAACUAAUUCUAUCGGCAGAGGUUUGAGAAACGGGCUCUCCCGUAGCACAUGCUAAGUCACCAGCCUAAGCCCGUUUAGAUUAAACAAGGAUCACCCUAAUAGGUCUCCCUCGGGGGGGGGGGCUUCCGCGGGCAGGUAAACCCCAUGAACCUUUGGUAAAUCGUCCUGGGAGAUAAAAAAAAUCUGCAUGUGAACCUCUCGAGAUUGGAGUAUCUAUAAUGCACAGAAGGUACUGUGAGAUGUGAAAGGCAGUUCUUGGACUAAAAACCGAGGGUUCGAGAAUGGCAAAGAAAACCCUACCGAUCUCAUGUUCUUGGGCGUGAGAAAUAUCUCGGGAAUCGUCUCCAGCUUUCUGAGUGUUGGGUUGGGAGGGCGAUCGCUUUGUCGAGAUCCGCCAAAGCGGACAAACAAUCCGUGGGUCGAGGGCUGCUUGUCUUCUUCGUAGGGACGAGCUUGAUUGAGAAAAAAGAGAGUCCACCUUCCAAGCCUCAAGACAAGACCCUCUGUGAACUCCAGCUGGAAACCAUCCCGUGACCGAAGUCGAAACUGUUUCCCAAUAUUUAUUUUAUUUCACACAUGAGAGUUUUUGCCUAGUCUUUCGGCGUAAUGCACUCCUAUCAAUAUCGUUUAUAUCGAUAACUGACAUCGGUGUUGAGAAUAAUCUUCUACUGAACAUUAAAACCGUAAAGUGGCGACUGAAAAAACUAUACCCUACUCCGCUCACAGCAAAGUAAUUCUGAGGAUUGAUUAGGAUUUUUUCAUUGUUGUUAAUUCUAUCAUUAUAAUACAUGCACAUUGUUAUCGAUCUCCGUUGACUUUCCAGCAUGAAAACCCAAUCAUGGAACAGUAUUGGUCGGUAGACAAGUGGCUGUAGUAGAACAGCCUCACGUCACUUGGUGUUGUCGUAAAAGAUGAUUCGGUAUGCACAGCCCCACUCUAAUUAUGACAGAUAUAACCUUAAGUAGGACGAGUGGCGACAAUUGUCCGCGGCAUAUGAACGAAGGUCCAGACGGAGUAGAUAAAUAUGGUCACGAAACACAUGGUGCGAUUGGCUGAUUUAUCCACUCUCCUCAUUCUCUAAUGCCAAAAAUCCAACUCGCUGGCUGUUCACGACCAGACGCUCUCUCUUUCUUGCUCUCUAAACAUUACCUCAGUCACUGAGACGUUCAUCGGCAUCUCCCCUGGUUGAUCAUGGCAGGAAGCUAAUUGGAGCUCGAUACUACCUGAAGGGUUACGAGGCUUACUACGGCCCCCUCAACACAUCGUACGCAUACCGGUCUCCCCGGGACGGAGACGGCCAUGGCACCCACACGGCCUCCACUGUCGGCGGCCGCCCAGUGAGCGCUGUCUCAGCGUUCGGCGGCUUCGCCAACGGCACGGCCUCCGGAGGGGCGCCUCUAGCUCGGCUUGCGGCGUACAAGGUCUGCUGGCCCAUUCCAGGACCCAACCCAAACAUAGAGAAUACGUGCUUUGAUGCUGACAUGUUGGCCGCCAUGGACGACGCCAUCGGAGACGGCGUUGACGUCCUCAGCAUCUCCAUAGGGGUGAACGGUGCGCCGCCGACCUACGCCGUGGAUGCGCUCGCCAUCGGGUCGCUUCACGCCGUGAAGCAGAACAUCGUGGUGGCGCUCAGUGCCGGGAACUCGGGGCCGACGUCGUCCACCGUUUCGAAUCUUGCCCCGUGGAUGAUCACAGUCGGCGCGAGCAGCAUCGACCGGGCGUUCCCCGCUCCCGUCGUGCUCGGGAACGGCGAAGUUAUAGAGGUAAUCUCAAUCUCACCGCCUGUUCGAUCCCAGCACAUCAUAAAAUCAUGUUCUUAGAAUUGUCUCAGGUAGAGCUGCCGUAAUCACUGCAGGUCACACUUUUAAGCAGAACAGUCUGAUCUUUCAUCUUUACAUACUAUCAUCACCCAGGUAGGGACUCACCAUUCUUCACAGCUCUGAUGAUCGCUCAAACGUCUAUUGCUCCUCAUUUCAGGGACAAACCGUGACGCCAUAUAGGUUGAAGAAGAGAGAGUUCUCAUUGAUCUACGCUGGGGAUGCAGAGCUGCCUGGCACACCAGCUAAUGCUACCGGGUAUGUGUUCUCGGCGCCUUGAUGGAGAGAAUCUUGCCCCCAUGAAACCUGUUGAUGUUACCGAUUCCCCUUGGCUUCACUAAUGGCGGUACGCUUAACCAACAGGCAGUGUCUUCCGGGUUUUCUCUCUCCUGCGGAGGUAAAAGGAAAGAUCGUACUCUGCUUGAGAGGGCUCGGAAUGAGGGUCGGUAAGGGCAUGGAGGUCAAGCGGGCAGGCGGCACCGCCAUCAUCCUCGGCAACUCACCCGCUAACGGGGACGAGAUCCCCGUCGACGCCCACGUCCUUCCCGGAACUGCCGUGGCAUCCACCGGCGCUAAGUUAAUCCUGCAGUACAUCCGUGGCACCAAGAACCCAACGGCCGCUCUCGUCCAGGCCAAGACCAUCCUGGGCGUGAAGCCUUCCCCUGUCAUGGCCGCCUUCUCCUCUCGGGGCCCAAACCCCAUCGAGCCCCAAAUCCUCAAGGUAGAUAACGAAUCAUGGUUUGGGGCCGCCGUUUCAAUCGAAUAGGUUAGUCGGCGUGAUCGAUUCAGCUGACAGAAUUAGUUCUUCGUUUUUACAGCCCGACAUCACCGCCCCGGGCCUCAACAUUCUGGCGGCGUGGAGUGAGUCGUCUGCGCCGACGAAGCUGGACGGUGACAAGCGGAGAGUUAAGUACAACCUCAUGUCGGGAACCUCGAUGUCGUGCCCUCACGUGGCUGCCACCGCUGCGCUACUGCGGACGAUCUACCGGAACUGGAGCUCCGCCGCCAUCAGAUCCGCCAUCAUGACCACAGGUUCGACAUUCUCUCUUCUCUUCCUCCACCAUGCUCUCCUUACUUCGUCAGCGUGAAGUUGCACCACGUCGCGUGUUUUCUUCCGCAGCAACGAGUAGGGACACUCAGGGCUGGCCGCUGCGGAAUGCCGCCGGAGAGGUGGCGGGCCCGUUCGAACUGGGCGCUGGCCAUGUCCGACCAUCGCACGCUUCGGACCCGGGUCUCGUCUACGACGCCGCUUACAGUGAUUACCUCCUCUUCGCCUGCGCCAGCAGCGGCGCACAGCUUGACCUAUCCACGCCGUGCCCCAAGAACCCGCCGCCACCGGCAGCCCUCAACCAUCCCUCCGUCGUGUUCACCACCCUAACCGGAACCGCCGCCACCACGAGGACGGUCACCAACGUUGGGAAGGGAAGGGCGCGCUACCACGUCUCCGUCAACGAGCCCACGGGGGUUUCUGUGUCCGUCACCCCUCGAACCCUCUCCUUCCGCCGCCAAGGAGAGAAGAAGAGCUUCACCGUCGCCGUCAGCGUCCGCAAGAGCGCCGCUAUCGUCGCUGGCGAGUACGCCUACGGCUCGUACUCGUGGCUCGAUGGAGUGCACCAGGUGACCAGCCCGCUUGUCGUGGGUUUCGCGUGA